AUGAAUUUUGAGAUUUUCGGAAGCCCUCGGGAUGUUGAGCAUUGUCUGACGAGUGUCAAUAUUGACUCUAACCGCUUGACCACAGGCUUGUCUGCCAGCCUCCGGCCAGUGGAUAUCAACGAUGAAGAUUCUGGUUUGGGAAUGGACAUGACAGAUGACUUUUUUGAAGAUGAAGAAUUAGCAUCAUCAAUUGCUACUCCGGGAUUCGAAAUAAAAAAGGUAAAUCUGAAAUCUACCGUCAGGAAGUCUCUAUUUGGUCAUAAACGUGUGAGGUCUGGCGAGGACGGUACCUUUAGGUCAAAGAGACAGAGGCGUUCCGAAGGGGAUGAUAUUGUAAUAGGAUUCGAUAUGCUCUCUUUUCAGGAUACGGCAACACCUCCAAAGUGUGAUUCCGGUUUUGUAAUUGAUGCUGUAAACAAGUUCGUAGAGCAAGACGACAUAACUGGAAAUGGAAGUCAGCCAUACUGUUUACCCACAAUCCCUGGAAAACACAGUGAUCUCAAAAGCAUCUCACCUAACACAUUAUCGGACGUAUUGAAUGGCCAGUACGAUGACGUCAUCAGAAGUUACAGAAUCAUUGACUGUCGUUACCCUUAUGAAUAUGAAAGUGGACAUAUCAGGGGAGCUGAAAACCUGUACACCAAUGAGAUGAUUGAAAAUCUAUUACGUCAGAAGACCAGACCGAUGUCGGUCUCUUCAAAACGAGACAUCCUCGUUUUCCAUUGCGAGUUUUCUUCUGCUAGAGGACCUAGAAUGUCUCGUCUAUUACGCAAACUUGACCGCAAUUUGAACAUCGAACACUACCCACUUCUGAACUACCCUGAAGUAUAUCUCCUCCAUGAUGGUUACAAAGCCUUUUAUCAUACCUGUCAGGAACUCUGUGAACCUAUGGGAUACAUGCCAAUGCUACACAGCAACCAUACGUCGGACCUUCGUCACUUCCGGUCCAAAUCAAAAUCUUGGUGUGUCGGAGACAGAAAACGCGGGGUACAGAACAGACUCAAUUUUACCGAUUGCUGA
Messenger RNA from Ylistrum balloti, 1020 nucleotides. Its product is annotated as M-phase inducer phosphatase-like. Gene Ontology annotation, molecular function: protein tyrosine phosphatase activity. The coding region runs from base 1 to 1020 and encodes 339 amino acids. Lineage: Eukaryota; Metazoa; Mollusca; Bivalvia; Pectinida; Pectinidae. Gene Ontology annotation, biological process: G2/M transition of mitotic cell cycle; protein dephosphorylation; positive regulation of G2/M transition of mitotic cell cycle. The record is from RefSeq and is a predicted model, not a curated record. Gene Ontology annotation, cellular component: nucleus; cytoplasm. The transcript has 8 exons.